This is a messenger RNA of Eurypyga helias (sunbittern), 1507 nucleotides long. RefSeq names its product calcitonin receptor-like (gene CALCRL). Gene Ontology annotation, biological process: adenylate cyclase-activating G protein-coupled receptor signaling pathway; angiogenesis; cell surface receptor signaling pathway. Gene Ontology annotation, molecular function: calcitonin receptor activity; calcitonin gene-related peptide receptor activity; adrenomedullin receptor activity. NCBI's taxonomy places the organism in Eukaryota, Metazoa, Chordata, Aves, Eurypygiformes, Eurypygidae. Bases 48 to 1451 code for a protein of 467 amino acids. Gene Ontology annotation, cellular component: plasma membrane. The record is from RefSeq and is a predicted model, not a curated record. The transcript has 12 exons.
UUUGAGUUCAUUUGACUACAAUAUAAUUCACUUCACUGCAUAUAAAAAUGACCAAAAGCUGGAUCACAGUUUUCCUGUUCUUCCUAUUGGUUACUAUGUUUUUUGCCACUGCGAUACCACCUGAAGGGCAUCAGAAUAUGACGGAGGACUUGACUCAACUGAGUGUUACACGGAAUAAAAUUAUGACAGCACAGUAUGAAUGCUACCAGAAAAUUAUGCAAGAUCCUAUUCAUAGGAAGGAAGGUCCUUACUGUAACAGGACAUGGGAUGGCUGGUUGUGCUGGAGUGAUGUUGCUGCCGGAACUGUGUCAGUACAGCGUUGUCCUGACUACUUUCAGGAUUUCAACCCAUCAGAAAAAGUUACGAAGAUCUGUGAUCCGAGUGGGAAUUGGUUUAGGCACCCAGAAAGCAACAGGACGUGGACAAACUAUACCCAGUGUAACAUCUAUACGCACGAAAAAGUGAAGACUGCUCUGAAUUUGUACUACCUGGCCAUCAUCGGACAUGGUCUUUCAAUUGCAUCACUUCUGAUUUCUCUUGGCAUAUUCUUUUAUUUUAAGAGUUUGAGCUGCCAAAGGAUUACCCUGCAUAAAAAUCUGUUUUUCUCUUUUGUUUGCAACUCUGUUGUAACAAUAAUUUCACUGACUGCAGUUGCCAACAAUCAGGAGUUAGUUGCAACUAAUCCAGUUAGCUGCAAAGUGUCACAGUUCAUCUACCUGUACCUAAUGGGUUGCAACUACUUUUGGAUGCUGUGUGAAGGCAUUUACCUGCACACUCUCAUUGUGGUGGCUGUUUUUGCUGAGAAACAACACUUGAUGUGGUACUACCUUCUUGGCUGGGGUUUUCCGCUGAUCCCUGCCUGCAUCCAUGCCGUUGCUAGAAGUUUGUAUUAUAAUGACAAUUGUUGGAUCAGCUCUGAUACUCAUCUGCUGUACAUCAUCCAUGGCCCCAUUUGUGCUGCUCUGCUGGUGAAUCUUUUCUUCCUGCUAAAUAUCGUCCGUGUUCUCAUAACCAAGCUGAAAGACACCCACAAGGCAGAAUCCAACCUCUACAUGAAAGCAGUGAGAGCUACACUGAUCCUUGUUCCGCUACUUGGCAUUGAAUUUGUGCUGUUUCCAUGGCGACCAGAAGGCCGGAUCGCUGAGGAGGUGUAUGACUAUGUGAUGCACAUCCUUAUGCACUACCAGGGUCUACUGGUGGCUACAAUCUUCUGCUUCUUUAAUGGAGAGGUCCAAGCUGUUUUGAGAAGGCACUGGAAUCAGUACAAAAUCCAGUUUGAGCACAGCUUCAGCCACUCGGACGCUACGCGCACCGCUUCUUACACCGUCUCAUCCAUCAGCGACGUUCAGGGCUACAGCUACAACCACGACUGCACCAGCGAACAUUUAAACGGGAAGGGCUACCACGACAUGGAGAGUGUUGUUUUAAAGACUGAAAAGCUGUACGGCUGACUGCCCGAGGCGCAGCCCAGGCCGGGGUGCUGACCCUCCUAGCCCGUGGACUCCAA